Molecule: messenger RNA, 2864 nt
Organism: Patiria miniata (bat star)
Lineage: Eukaryota; Metazoa; Echinodermata; Asteroidea; Valvatida; Asterinidae
Gene: klhl18
Product: kelch-like protein 18
Exons: 10
Coding region: 208-1959 (583 amino acids)
Molecular function (GO): protein binding
Source: RefSeq, a predicted model, not a curated record
GAUAUGGAUACCAGUACACAGGUGUAGGCGGAAACACGUAUGGGCGGCCUGGGGGAAAGAACGCUGAAAAUCCAGUUAAGAAAAUGUCCGAAAAAGUAGCCAACCUGUUUGUGUCAUGAUAAAUACUACUCAAAGAAGAAAUAAUGUAGUGUUGCAGUAGAUCCUGUGUGGAUGUACAGUGACUAGAGUGAAAGGGAAACGUGCAAUAUGUCUUCAAACUUGGCCAAGUUGGAGUCGGAGGAGGACUGCGAAGGAGUUGUUGUGUUUCACAAACGCGACCACUUUGCUAGCGGCUUCUCUUCAAUGGAAAGCAUCAGAAGGAAGGGGAAAUUAUGCGAUGUGACGCUCAAGGUUGGAGAAAGCAAAUUCUCGGCACAUCGGAUUGUCUUGGCAGCAAAUAUCCCAUACUUCCAUGCUAUGUUCACCAGUGAUAUGGUUGAGAGUAAACAAGAAGAGAUCACGAUGAGUGGCAUUGAGCCAAGUGCACUGGAGACACUUGUUAACUAUGCAUACAGCGGUAGAGUGGCGAUGGAUAUACACAAUGUGCAAUCAAUACUAGUAGGAGCCAACUUCCUACAGCUACAGGACAUCAAAGAAGCCUGUUGUGAGUUUCUCGGAGAAAGGCUACACCCAAGCAACUGUCUUGGAAUUCGUCGCUUCGCCGACACCAUGGUGUGCUCCAAACUCUUCGAGGCCUCCACGAGCUUCAUGCACAAGAAGUUUGUGGACACGUCCCUCUCGGAAGAAUUCCUGACCCUCAGCAAAAACGAACUCAUGGAGAUCAUUUCCACGGACGAGCUCAACAUUGGCGGGGAGGAACAAGUAUUUGAUGCUGUUGUGGGCUGGGUGAAGUACGACCUAGCCGGCCGGAGGUCCUUGAUGCCAGAGCUGCUGUCCAGGGUUCGACUCCCUCUCAUCCGUCCUCAGAUCCUCACUGAUAGGGUAUCAACAGAAGACCUGGUCAGGAGUUCACACCAGUGCAGGGACCUGGUCGAUGAAGCCAAAGAUUACCACUUGAUGCCGGAGCGAAGGGCUCUCUUCCAAAGCCAGCGCACCAAGCCCAGGCUAUGCAAUGACAUCGCUGGUCUCAUCUAUGCAGUGGGCGGCUUAACCAGAGCAGAUUUCUUUAUCACAGGCGAGUCCCUCAACGCGGUGGAGAUCUACGAGCCCUCCACCAACACCUGGACGUCGGGCAAGCCCAUGACCACCCCUCGCAGCCGAGUGGGAGUGACCGUCCUGGCCAGUAGGUUGUAUGCGAUUGGCGGGUACGACGGGCAGGCUCGACUCAACACGGUGGAGGUGUUUGAUCCCUGCAGCAGUGAGUGGUGGGACGUGGCACCCAUGAACAGCAGACGAAGUGCCCUCGGUGUAGCUGCGUUGGAUGGCCGUGUCUACGCAUGCGGUGGCUACGAUGGUAUCUCAUCUCUCAGCUCGGUCGAAUGCUAUGACCCGGACACAAAUAAGUGGUACAUUGUGUCGGACAUGACCAAAUCACGCAGUGCUGCAGGGGUGGCUGUACUUAACGGUGAAAUCUAUGCAGUAGGGGGCCAUGACGGGCUGCAGAUAUUUAACUCGGUGGAGUGUUUCAACCAUUUCACCGGUCGGUGGACUGUGGUCCCUCCCAUGCAGAGCAAGCGCUGUCGGCUGGGCGUCACCGCCUUCAACGGCAAGCUGUACGUCUGCGGCGGCUACGACGGCUGCAAGUUCCUGGACACGGUGGAAGUCUACGACCCCGUGGCCAACCAGUGGUCCUACGCCACGCCCAUGAACUCCAGGCGCAGCCGGGUGGCGCUGGUGGCCAACCAGGGCCACCUGUACGCCAUCGGGGGCUACGACGGCCUGACCAACUUGAACUCCGUGGAGCGCUACGACGUGCACGCGGACAAGUGGACCCUGGUGGGCCCCAUGAUGGCACACGAGGGCGGUGUUGGGGUCGGAGUCAUACCGCUGACUGGAUGACGAGUCACUUGCAUCACACUGUCAGGUGGCAAACUUUCACAGACUGCCAAGAAAGCUAAUGGCACUUAAAGCAAAUACACCAAGUAGGAUACUUCAAGGGGCCAUUUUGAAGAGCAGCUCAAUUACAUUAUUUGGAAAGCGCUGAUUGUUUUUCCUGGAAUCUUGUUUUUUAGGAAUCGGUGUACAUCAAAUCUACGGAAGAUGUAUAAUUUUUGAAUAUUGGGUUUUCAUCUUCGAUGACAUGACAUAAACACUGUACGGUCAAUGCCAUCCGAGAGCUUGGGAGAAAAUUGCAAACCCGAUCGGGUUGGAUUUGAACCAAAGACCAUGGACCCACCAGUGCGGACGACCUACCCACUCAACUAACGAGCUUACUAUGAAAUUAUGUCCAGGGAGGUCCAAACUAAAGCAGAAAAAUGUCACAAAGCAAACAUGUCAUGCUAUUUUGAAUUUUUUUGAAUUUGUUUUUUUUUUAGACAGGUUCUGAACUGAUUUUUGCAAUAUGUUACACUUAGUAGCUCCACAAAAAUAAAGUCCAUUUCAUAUUUUAUUGUUUGCUUUAUAUUGCCGACGAAAUGUGCUAGUGAGGCAGCUACUCCAACUCUGUUUUAAAGAGCUGUUCAACCCUAAAUAUUUAUUUGCUCUGCGCGGAGCUGGGUUGCUAAGCAGAAAAAUGUGAUGCCAAAAUGUUACCCGUCAGCACUAAAUGAGCAUGAAGUCAGAAUUUUUAAGAAGUGAGAUUUUUUAGAUUUCUGGAUUGUGCAGAGCAAGAACUUUCUAAUGGUAUAUAACACGUUGGGUACUGAGUGCUUAAUGGAUAGACCGCCAACUACAUUGAACUUAUAAAAGAAAUUUUCGAGAAAAUGGCAUUACAAUUCUCACUGUUGUCAAUGAACAGUCAACUU